AUGACGGAGAAAACAGCCCCCUGGUGGAGGUCUUUCGUGGGCAAGAGGAGAAAAACAGCCAGAGAAUCGGCAGAGAUCCUGGAACGAGACCUAAGUAACCAGGAGCCGGACCAACAACCCACUUCACCCAUAGAUCCAGCGAAAGAAGCAGGCAACUGCCUGGAUAGCGACGAAACUUAUGACGACUCCGCUGUUCAGCCAACUUUCAACGAGCUCUCCAAUCGCCGUAAUCUCCUUGUGUCCCGCUCCGGUCGCUUCAAAGAGAAACGGAAGACACGCGCGAGUCUUCCACAGAGCAACGAAGGUGAUGUGAAACCUGCAGCUGUCAAAUCCUCUGACGUUCAAUCAACGCACUGACUGCACCCUCGGUUUACACCUGAUGGUAGAGCACGAUAUACGGCACUACCUCCUGACUGACACUUUUGAACAUUUUGACUCAUGAAUGCACUUAGGACCUAUAUGAAGUUAAGGGUAUAAAAUGAAUAGCCUAAAUUAUC
Molecule: messenger RNA, 497 nt
Organism: Pimephales promelas (fathead minnow)
Lineage: Eukaryota; Metazoa; Chordata; Actinopteri; Cypriniformes; Leuciscidae
Source: RefSeq, a predicted model, not a curated record